Chaetura pelagica (chimney swift) is the source of this 1743-nucleotide messenger RNA. It is a transcript of the gene ABRAXAS2, whose product is annotated as family with sequence similarity 175, member B. Bases 1 to 1242 code for a protein of 413 amino acids. Gene Ontology annotation, molecular function: microtubule binding; polyubiquitin modification-dependent protein binding. The transcript has 9 exons. Gene Ontology annotation, biological process: attachment of spindle microtubules to kinetochore; mitotic spindle assembly; protein K63-linked deubiquitination. NCBI's taxonomy places the organism in Eukaryota, Metazoa, Chordata, Aves, Apodiformes, Apodidae. The record is from RefSeq and is a predicted model, not a curated record. Gene Ontology annotation, cellular component: nucleus.
AUGGACUUUAGUUACUUCUUGGGUUUUAUCGUCCUUGGUUUUGUUCCGAGUCGGGCCCGAUCUCCGUACGAAGGAUUCCUGCUAGGAGAGGUGAGACAAGAAGAGACAUUUAGCAUCAGUGAUUCACAGAUCAGCAACACUGAGUUUCUACAAGUGAUUGAAAUCCAUAACCAUGAGCCUUGUUCCAAACUCUUUAGCUUUUAUGACUAUGCAGGCAAGGUUAAUGAGGAGAGUUUGGACAGGAUUCUUAAAGACCGAAGAAAAAACGUUAUUGGAUGGUACAGAUUUAGGAGAAACACUCAACAGCAAAUGUCUUAUAGAGAGCACAUCAUCCACAAGCAGCUGACACACAUUCUUGGAGUGCCUGAUCUUGUCUUCCUCCUCUUCAGCUUCAUUUCCACUGCAAAUAACUCAACCCAUGCUUUAGAAUAUGUGCUUUUUAGACCAAACCGAAGGUAUAAUCAAAGGGUGUCGCUUACUAUUCCUAAUCUAGGUAACACUAGCCAACAGGAAUACAAAGUUUCUUCAGUGCCAAACACUUCUCAGAAUUAUGCCAAAGUUAUUAAGGAACAUGGUACUGAUUUUUUUGACAAAGAUGGAGUGAUGAAGGACAUCAGGGCUAUAUAUCAGAUUUAUAAUGCACUUCAGGAAAAAGUACAGGCAGUGUGUAUAGAUGUAGAAAAAAGUGAACGUGUCGUUGAAUCUUUUCAAGCUGAUGUAAACAAGUUGAAAAGGCAAAUCGCACAAAAGAAAAAUGAAAAAGAACAAGAAUUAAGAAUGCAGCAAGCAAUUUUAAGCAGGCAAAUGCCAACAGAUAACUUGGAACCUAUGUUUGUUCCACGAAUGUCCUACACUGGAUUUGCUGUGGAAGGCUGCACGCUUGAAGAUUCAGAUGUCUCUGAUCCUCCCCCUCCAUAUUCUGAUUUCAAUGCAUCCAAUCAAGAAAGUACUGUCAGUCAUGGUCUCCUCGACAGCAGUGUUUUUAUGCCUCGGCCUCAAGCAGUAGGUUCUUCCAGUUAUGUUUCCACAAAUGCAGGAUUGAAAUAUUCUGGUAAUGGAGCAUCCAUGCCAUCUUCCCAAAGAGCAGUUGGUGACAAUAUUGAUGAAUCAGAAGACAGUGAUUAUGAAAAUUUGCUUGAACCUACAGAGUCAUCUGACAGUGAAUACUCACAGACAAGGGAUUCACGACCUGCAGCACAUCCCGAUGGAGAUUCCAGGAACACUCAAACUUCUCAGAUUUGAUAGGGGGAGGGAAAAGAAAUCCACAUGACACUGUUUUUUCAUUUGUUCCAGAGAGAUUUUGGGGAUUUGACCUGGAAGAAAUGAACUACACAGGAUUUCUGUGCACACAAAAUGUAGAAGACUUGCACUAGAGGGUUUAUUCACCUUGUGAUACAUUUUGCAAGUUUUAUAAUGGAAUCAUUAGGAUAAUCAAAUUGUACCAAUACUGGUGAGCUUCAUGGAUGUACUGGUAAAUUUAGGCAAAAUGAAAUUUAUAGAGAACUUGUAGCUUUUGUUGCCGUAUUCUCUUUAAGACAAUAAAUUGGGAUGUAGUAACUAAGCACAGCUAGUCUACAAAUGAUGUUCUCAAAUCAAAACUUACCUCUUGCACUAUCAUGCCUUGAAUUUUAAUUUUGGAAAGGGAAGAAUUGUAUCAUCAGCCGCCUUCAAAAUAGCUUUUUGUGGUAAGCCAAGUUGGCCUUUGCAAGCAGAGGAAUGUUGGUAACUCUGAGAAGCCUGACU